Molecule: messenger RNA, 2423 nt
Organism: Procambarus clarkii (red swamp crayfish)
Lineage: Eukaryota; Metazoa; Arthropoda; Malacostraca; Decapoda; Cambaridae
Gene: Adsl
Product: adenylosuccinate lyase
Biological process (GO): 'de novo' AMP biosynthetic process
Cellular component (GO): cytosol
Molecular function (GO): N6-(1,2-dicarboxyethyl)AMP AMP-lyase (fumarate-forming) activity; (S)-2-(5-amino-1-(5-phospho-D-ribosyl)imidazole-4-carboxamido) succinate lyase (fumarate-forming) activity
Source: RefSeq, a predicted model, not a curated record
GGCAGCUGUGACGGGCGAGGUGCCGGGCGUCAGUGUGUUUACACGUGUGUGAGGAGGAGGACGGCGGCGGUGACCAGUGACCUUCACCACCACCACCAUGGCUGACCCCGUCCCUGACUACCACCACUACCGCAACCCCCUCGCCUACAGAUACGCCUCCACUGAAAUGUCAUUCAACUUCAGUGAAACUAAAAAAUUUACCACUUGGCGUAAGCUAUGGACGUAUCUUGCCAAGGGCGAGAAGGAAUUGGGCCUUCCUAUUACAGAUGAACAAAUUAAAGAUAUGGAAGCUAACUGGUAUAAUAUUGAUUAUGAAUUUGCUGCAAAAGAGGAGGAAAAGAUAAGACAUGAUACCAUGGCUCAUGUUCGGACCUUCUCAGCAGCUUGCCCAAAAGCUGCUCCAAUCAUUCAUCUGGGAGCUACAUCUUGCUACGUGGGCGACAAUACAGAUUUGAUUGUUCUUCGAGAUGGAUUUGACAUAUUACUGCCCAAAGUUGCAAGAUGCAUCCACCGAUUAGCCAAGUUUUCCUUAGAGCAAAAAGAUCGACCAACACUUGGUUUCACUCAUCUUCAGCCUGCUCAGCUAACAACAGUUGGAAAGAGAGCUGCUCUUUGGAUUCAAGAACUGCUGAUGGAUGAAAGAGCCAUGUCUCGGGCACGGGAUGACCUACGCUUCCGAGGGGUCAAGGGCACAACUGGCACUCAAGCAUCAUUUCUGCAAUUAUUUGAAGGUGAUAAUGAGAAGGUCAAGAAGCUUGAUGAAUUGGUAACUCAGAUGGCAGGAUUUGAGAAGGUAUAUCCAGUUUGUGGACAAACGUAUACCCGUAAGGUGGAUGUAGAAUGUUUGAACGUCUUGGCUUCACUAGGGGCAACUGUUCAUAAGAUUUGCACUGAUAUACGGCUCUUGGCUAAUAUGAAGGAGAUAGAAGAGCCAUUUGAAAGCAGUCAGAUUGGAUCUAGUGCCAUGCCAUAUAAGCGCAAUCCCAUGCGCAGUGAACGCUGUUGUGCCUUGGCACGCCUCCUCAUUGCUUUGCCUUCCAAUUCCCUCAACACUGCAGCAACCCAGUGGAUGGAGCGAACGCUUGAUGAUAGUGCCAACAGGAGAAUCAGUUUGGCUGACUCAUUUCUUGCGGCUGAUAGUGUUUUAAUAUUGGUGCAAAACAUCGCAGAGGGAUUAGUAGUGUACCCUAAUGUAAUUCAACGCCACAUUGCUCAGGAACUCCCAUUUAUGGCUUCAGAGAACAUCAUCAUGGCAAUGGUCAAGGCUGGAGGCAAUAGACAAGAGUGUCAUGAAGAGAUCCGUGUACACAGUCAAGCUGCAGGAAAUAAAGUGAAACAGGAGGGUUUGGAGAAUGAUUUGGUGGAAAGGAUAAAGGCUUCUCCUUACUUUGCUCCCAUACAUGGACAGAUUGAUGCCCUCCUCAACCCUUCAACCUUCAUUGGUCGAGCACCACAACAGGUGGAGGAGUUUCUAAAAUGUGAGGUGGAGCCAGUUUUGAAGAAAUAUGAAGGAAAACUGGAAAGCACUUCUACUUUAGUAAACUAAUAUAUGAUGUUUGUACGUUGAUGUACCGGCCACUAUUAGACUUAAGAGCUCAAGUUAUAAUGUAAUGCUGCUGCUGCUGUUGCUGUUGUAAUUGUUGCUACAAAUAAGAUGCCUGAUGCCAGUGAUGGUUGUGGUGGGUAUUGUCACUACACCUUGGUAAGUGGCUUCAACUGAAAAGUGGUUCAUAUUAAUCACUAUAAUGUACAGUGAUUUACAGUGCCUUUUACGUAACUUUGAAAAUAAAAUUGUAGCAUUCAGAUUACCGAGCCCCAUUAGGAGACAGUGGCGAUUUAUGGUCAUCAGUCUACCCUAUAAUCAGGCUUGUAAUAAAACUGGCAAUGCUUAACAAGUAUUUGUGCUUGUGACCUAUUAAUUACUUUAAGAAAAAGUAAUUACUUUUAAACAAAAAUGAUUAAUUAAGAAAAAGAUGACCGAGGAUUAAGACAGUACAGUAGAGUACAAUAUUACUAGUGGAAAGCUUGUAUAUUUGGGACACGUUUUGGUCAAUUAUUUGUGCCAAAUGAGGUAUUGGGCGGACUUGAUUACAUUGUGCCAUAGUAUAUCUUCUUUGGUAGUUUGACUUUUAAUUUUGUGUUCAUAAAUGUCAUAAAUGUUAUUGUUUUACUGAAGGUGUGUGUAUUGUUAACCAGGUCAAACUUGAAGGGUAGUACCAGACAUUUGGUAGAUGUGUUCCCGACACAUGAAGCAAUGUUUUGUGUAUAGGCAUUGUCUUGGUAUAUAUAAGUGAGUUAUGUUACAUAAUAAACAAUGUUUAUAUAGAAAACAUCUUUACUGCAUAAUAAAUUACAUCUCAUUUCCAUCAACCAUCAACCAGGUAUUUCAGAAGAAAUUAUAAAACAUUAAAUUUAUCAGACAA